Messenger RNA from Dermochelys coriacea (leatherback sea turtle), 3963 nucleotides. RefSeq names its product TNF receptor associated factor 4 (gene TRAF4). The transcript is spliced from 8 exons. The record is from RefSeq and is a predicted model, not a curated record. Gene Ontology annotation, biological process: regulation of apoptotic process; activation of NF-kappaB-inducing kinase activity; signal transduction. The coding region runs from base 1274 to 2728 and encodes 484 amino acids. Gene Ontology annotation, molecular function: protein binding; zinc ion binding. Lineage: Eukaryota; Metazoa; Chordata; Testudines; Dermochelyidae.
GUCUGGGGGGCUGCGGUCCCCCUUCUCUCAGGACAGGGCUGAGGGCCAAGGAAGCCUCUCUACCUCUGAGGGCUGUUUUGUGUAGAAUGAUUUGUGUUUAACCCCUUGGUGCCCAACUCCACUGUCAUCAAGCACAAAGCGGGCAGCUGUGGGGUCUCUGGGACUGCAGAACCCUCUGGGGCUGAGCUGGGUGCCUGGUGUGCAGAGUGUCGGUGAGGGAGGGCUAGAGCAGAGGUUGAUGCCAGGACCCAUGGCUGGCCCCGGGCCAUGGCCAUGCUCCCUGUGACUGCGAUGCCCAGGCCCACUGACCAGCACACCAGACUGAGUCUCUGUGGCGUUGCCCAGAGUUUAACUAAACCUCUGGCUUGGUAAUGAGGAGCCCAAAAUUGGCACUGGUGCCUGUGAGCAGGAAUAGAACCCAGGCUACUGCCUUGAGCGAGUCAGCAUGGAUCCCACUAUAGGGGUGCAUGUGCCUUGCACACAAGACCUGUUUUUUUGUGACGGGCAGGGCUGCAUGUGCACCUUGUGCUCCUGCAUGGGGGCAUAACGGGAGAGGUGGCUAUGACUUGUCUCAGUUUCCGUUUAAUGCCCAUGGCAGCAAGACCGAACCUGGCACACGUUAAACCUGUACGUUCCUAGCUCAGACUAAGUGGCUUGAGAACCUCGGUGCUCCUGACCACCAUGGGCUGAGGGUGACUGGCCUGAAAUUCUCUGGUUACAUCCCCUCCCCCAGCACAGACCCUCACCGUACGGGGUCUCUGUAGCGAUGGAAUCAAGCCCCAGGGCUCAGCCCUCCUUCCAUGGACUGGUUCCCCUGACAAUGGGCACAGUUGGGACCUGUUCUGUCUGUGAGAAUCCCACAUUCCCAGCAGAUGCUCGGCAUCCUCGUCCUUCCCUGGACUCAUGAGGCUGAAACUCCACUGUCUGGGACAGUCCACGAAGGUCUCGUCAGCCCCCAGGCGGCGAGCGUCAGAACCCUCCAAAUGGCCAGGCUAGCGUCGCCUUGAACCCCAUGGAGUGUCAGACGGGGUGCCGAGGAAGGACCCCGCACAGCCAACCUCAGCUCUGACACCACAGCCCCUGAGGGGUUGCAGCUCAGCGUUGAGGGAACUCAGGGUCUUCCCAUAGGCACAGCAAGUCCUCCCAGCCCUUCCUGGAACGGGGGACAGGGAAGGACGUUGAUGCUUCCUGGCCCAGCACUAUGCUGCCAUGAGCAUUGGCCCCGGCCAGUGGAUGAGGCUGUGGCUGACCCAGGCCUAUCGUCUGUAUCGAGAUGUCUGCUGGCCCCGUGAACAGAUUGGGGCUGAAAGCGCCUUCUACCUCGGCACUGCCCCAGGGGAGGUCUUCUCUUCACAGUCACUGGGGCAUGUUCCCUGCUCCCAGCAAGGCACCUCCCCUCCUGAGACUUACAGGCUUCUCCUGCAGCCCAAGCCCCCCAGCCUGGCAGGACUGGCGCUGUGAAGGCGUCUUCAAGUGCCCAGAAGAUCAGCUGCCCCUUGACUACGCCAAGAUCUACCCGGACCCCGAGCUGGAGGCGCAGGUGCUGACCCUCACCAUCCGCUGCAUCCACAGCGAAGAGGGCUGCCGCUGGAGCGGGCACAUCAAGCACCUGCAGCCCCAUCUCAGCACGUGCGGCUUCAACGUGAUCCCGUGUCCCAACCGCUGCAGCAUCAAGCUGAGCCGGCGUGACCUGCCCGACCACCUGCAGCACGACUGCCCCAAGCGCCGUGUCAAGUGCGAGUUCUGCGCCAGCGACUUCACCGGCGAGGCCUACGAGAAUCACCAGGGCGUCUGCCCCCAGGAGAGCGUGUACUGCGAGAACAAGUGUGGGGCACGCAUGAUGCGUCGGCUGCUGUCCCAGCACACGCUGGCCGACUGCCCCAAGCGCACCCAGCCCUGCCCCUACUGCACCAAGCAGUUUGUCUUUGACACCAUCCAGAAUCACCAGUACCAGUGUCCCCGCUACCCCGUGCCCUGCCCCAACCAGUGCGGGACACCCAGCAUCGCCAGAGAAGACCUGUCUGGGCACCUGAAGGAGAACUGCAGCACAGCCAUGGUGCUGUGCCCCUUCAAAGACGCUGGCUGCAAACAUCGGUGCCCCAAGCUGGCCAUGAGCCGGCACCUGGACGAGAGCACCAAGGUGCAUCUGGGCAUGGUGUGCUCCCUAGUCAGCCGGCAGCGGCAGGAGAUCCAGGAGCUGCGGCAGGAUGUGGAGGAGCUGUUGGUCAGCAGUGACGGGGUCCUGAUCUGGAAGAUCACAGACUACGCCCGCAAGCUGCAGGAGUCCAAAGUGCGCAGCAACUACGAGUUCUUCAGCCCACCCUUCUACACCCACCGGUACGGCUACAAGCUGCAGGUGUCCGUGUUCCUCAACGGGAACGGCAGCGGGGAGGGCAGCCACCUGUCCGUCUAUAUCCGGGUGCUGCCGGGGCAGUACGACAACCUCCUGGAGUGGCCCUUCUCCUACCGCGUCACCUUCUCCCUGCUGGACCAGAGCGACCCCUCACUGGCCAAGCCCCAGCACAUCACUGAGACCUUCAACCCUGACCCCAACUGGAAGAAUUUCCAGAAGCCGGGGGCCUCCCGCAGCUCCCUGGACGAGAGCACGCUGGGCUUCGGGUACCCCAAGUUCAUCUCGCACGAGGACAUCAAGAAGCGCAACUACGUGCGGGACAACACCAUCUUCAUCAAGGCCUCGGUGGAGAUCCCACCGCGAAUCCUGGCCUGAGCCUGGCAUGGAGACGUUAGCCAGAGGCCCUGCAGCUCAGCCUGGCCAUAGCUGCGUUGUAGCAACUCUGUGGCCUUUCUCAGUCUACAGCAGCCUGAGGGCACUGUGGGCUUGUCUGACUGGGGCCCUCUUGGUGUUUCUGCCCCAGAGGCCUGGCAGCUCCCUUCUGAGCAGGGACUGUUGCAAGCAGGUUUCCUGCAGCAGCCAUGGCCUGGAACCACCCUGGGCCCCGCCAGCUGAGACCCAGCACCGAGGCUGGAGGUGGCUGUGGGGUGCAGGGAGAGGCCCCGCAGACGGUGGGAAGGAGAGCAGACCCUGCCCUUGCAGACAUGUUCCCAUGGGCUGGCUCUCCAGCCUCAGGACAGCUGUGGGGCCCAGGCAGGCUGAUCACCGUUGCCCCCAGCCUGCGCCCCACCAGAGUGAAACACCGCCUCUGGGGGGCAGCGUUGCAGCUGGGUCUGGGGGAACCCCAGCCCCCCUCCACACACACAAGCCCUGGAGCGGUGCCCACAGUGGGGGAAGAGCCAUGCUGUCCUGAUAGUGUCAAUGGCAUUGCCCCCUGGGAUCUGGGCCUUCUAGGCUGCCACCCCAUUGGCAGAAAGUGGAUCCACCUGAUCUCAACUGGGGUCAUUGGUUGUAUAACCCAAGCUCUCCUCCCCUCCUGAGUGCCUGGAGGGUGCCCCCCUCGGGGUGGGACUUGCUCCUGUGCCCUGCAGCUCAUCUAGGGCAUUCCCCCUCCCCCUGAGAGCCCCAGAGAAGCCUGGACAACACAGGAGCCAUAAAGCGGAGUAGGGACCCCCUCCCCUCCCAUGAGGCCUUUGCAAUGAAGCCCUAGAAGGGAGCCCCAGUGAGGGGUCCCCUUGUAGCUACCAGCCCCUUGGUGCUCUGGAAGCCCCACGGAGGCACAGACCAGCCAGAGCCUGAUGCCCCAGCAGCAAGGAACCGGCAGGUCCCAGGUGCUGUGUAUGCGGCUGCCAGGGUCCCCAGGCUCCAUCUCCUUCCUGCUGCCUCAGGGACCCCCGGAGGGCACAGGGCCCCUCCACCCAGAGCCAUGUUUUGUGAGCACCCGCCCCAGCGUCUGGCUGGGGAGCUGGGGUGCAUGUGUCUUGUUGCCGGGGAGUCUUCCAUAUUGCGUCACUCCAAGGGGAGGGCGUCUGUUAUUUAUUGUCCUGGCUGCGGAGCUGCCCCGGCCCUGCUGCCUUCACACUUUUUCAAUAAACUCCUCUUGUAUUUAU